Gossypium raimondii (Peruvian cotton) is the source of this 639-nucleotide messenger RNA. RefSeq lists its product as uncharacterized. Lineage: Eukaryota; Viridiplantae; Streptophyta; Magnoliopsida; Malvales; Malvaceae. Bases 1 to 639 code for a protein of 212 amino acids. The record is from RefSeq and is a predicted model, not a curated record. The transcript has 2 exons.
AUGGCUCCGUGUUUGCUGCUGAGCGUGGUGAAUUCGUUUCCUCGCCAUGACGUUGUGAAAUUUGAUGAAGGAACAUUCCUUCAAUGGAAGCAACAGGUGAGAUUCAUUGUUAAUGGUUAUGAUCUCUUUGGUUUUCUUGAUGGAUCUAUUGCUGUACCGUCAAGGUUUGUGCAAGCACCGGAUGGUGCACUCGUUGUCAAUCCUGUGGCGUCUACCACGGCGUUGGAGAUGUUCGCGACCGAUUCCGAUCAAAGGCAGUUCCAAUUGCGUCAUGAGCUUCACUCUCUCAAGAAAGGAAGCAUGUCGAUUCGUGACUAUGUCGCGAAGUUAAAACAUGUGUGCGCCCUAUUGGAGUCAUCUGGAACCUCCAUCUCUAUGGCAGAAAGGACGGCGGUGCUUCUUGCGGGGCUUCCGUCUGAGUUUGAAGGUGUUGUAUUGUCAGCUUCAUUGUCUCCGACUCUGUUGCCAUUUCCGCGUUUGAUUGAUGCUUUACUAGAGUGCGAAACUCGGCAUGCUCAGUCAAGCCAAGAGGUGCUGUAUGCUGCAAAUCUGGUGGAAGAUGUGUCCACGGACGGUUCGUCGCGAGGAGGUCGAUCGGGGGCGCGUGGUCGUAUGAGGACCUUUCGGCCACGACUCUAG